Molecule: messenger RNA, 2851 nt
Organism: Pomacea canaliculata
Lineage: Eukaryota; Metazoa; Mollusca; Gastropoda; Architaenioglossa; Ampullariidae
Exons: 3
Coding region: 1009-2199 (396 amino acids)
Biological process (GO): neuropeptide signaling pathway
Cellular component (GO): membrane
Molecular function (GO): G protein-coupled peptide receptor activity
Source: RefSeq, a predicted model, not a curated record
CUCAAUGGCAUGCAGUGAUUGUGGUGAUCCACACGGACGAGGUGGUGGUGGUGGUGGCUGGGUGAGAGGGAAGGUGUCGGUAGACAAUUCUCCUACCGUUGUGCAGCAUGUAAUGUACUACUGUUUCCUGUCUGUGUUGUCUUCGACUCAGUGACUUCAUCGCCAUGUUAUGCUUUCCUCGGUGGGCGGGACACAGCGCUCUAAAGCCGGACUACUUCAUUUAGUUCUCUGCUCUUCAACAUCCACACACACGCACAAGGUUGAGUUUAGUGCGACUUAAAUCCGUGCACACACAAAACCCAACCUUUGUCCUAAGCACGGAUAUCACCCUCUGGCCUUUUUGUUCAGACGGGAAUAGUUGAACGUUAGUGUCUGUGGCGUGAAGCUGCUUCCGGUCACGUGACAGCGUCGCCUGUGCAAUGGCCUAGUUUUCACGUGCGUCCGCCACAGAGUGGGUGCCACAUGCACGUUUCGCCCUAAACGUCUGCCCUUCCUGCCAGUCUUUCCUGCCAAAUAUCACCGCGACCGCGCGUGCUUCGUUGUUUUGCAAGCCGCCAUCGGGCCUUGGGGAGGGCAACCGUUGUCUGAUGCGACCCCAAGACUGCUGGGGUCCCGCCUAAAGGUCCUGCUGAGCGUGAGAAGCGUUCGCCGUGAUAAGGUCUUGGCGCGGUCACAGCAGUUCUGCACAUUGUCAAGAGGAAACUGAACGGAUCCGGAAAACGCACGAGAGUGCAGCUAGUCCACGACACUGCGAAAACAGUUAAACGUUGUGCUACAACUUGGGACAUCACCAUCUGAUCCUUUUCCCCACCCAGAAGAGAGUGGAAGGGGAAAAAAAAAAGAAUAUCAAAUGGGCACAGCGCUCCCCUUGGGUUCCAUCCUGCAGCCUGUUAACCUGCCAAUUGCACAAUGAGUGAUGUGUUGGAAAAGCUGAUGAUCCACAAAUCAACAUACCUUUUGUGACCUGGAUUUCAACAAGCCACAUAAACUCCAGCACAUUAUUACAUCAUGUCUGGGCGACCUGGAGGGGAUGUUACUCAAGUGACCAAUGCCUUCAAUCCACGUUUGCCUAAUGGGAUUUUGGUGGCAAUCCUCAUGUGUAUUGGGUUUGUGGGCAACUCACUUGUGCUGUACAUUUAUCACUUCAAAAUGCCACGGACUGUUUUCUCCACUUUUGUGACAGUUCUAGCAUUAUUGGAUCUGUGCACUACAGUAUGUAGCAUGCCCCUUGAUGUUGUUAUGAAGACCAUUAUUUUAGACAGCCACCAGACUCUAAAUAUUUUGUGCAAAAUUGCUCACUGUGAAGUCUAUGGAACCAGUUUGGCCAGUGGAAGUGUUCUGCUUCUAAUUGCUGUGACACGGUACCGUAAAGUUUGCCAUCCCCUCAAGUCUUCUUUGAACAGGCGGCAAGCCAAAGCACUCUGUAGUGUGAUCUUUUUUGUGUCCAUGGCCUUAUCAACCAUAACCCUAGUUAUCCAUGGGCCAGAGUCUGUGAAGAUAAUUCUGGAUGAUCAGAGGCCAAGCACAAAGAGUUAUUCCAAUUUGGGUAAAGUAACAAAUUCCCAGAAUCCCCCUUUCCAAACUCACCAAGGUGUCAAUGUCACUGGACAGCCAGCCUCACUUCAACUAAAUAACACUGUUGAUGAAAAUGGCUCUGCAGGGAAUACAGGAAACAGAACAGAACCAACAGGUGAAAUUGUGGUUCCCAUAGAGAUAUGUCGUGUCAGUGAACAACACAAGGGCACAGCUUUAUAUUAUGCUCUGUCGUCAAUUCUAAUGGCAGCCUUUGCCAUCAUAUUUCUGUUGUUAGUUGUUCUCCAUUGCCGCAUCUCACACUCCAUUAAUACAUUUCAGAGGCGACGGUCAGACUUAAUGCGGUCUAGUAUUCAAUCUGAUGACAGUACCAACAGUCUGACAAGCAUCACCACCAGCAUGUAUCGCAUCUUUGUUACCAUUACUAUCGUCUUUCUUGUCAGCUAUCUUCCACACCUCAUCUGCCUGAUCGUGGAGCCAGUGGUCUAUAAGUCUAAUGCUCCCAUGCCACAACACUGGCGAAUGAUUAUGGAUGUUGCUUACAACAGUCCUUACAUGAAUGUCAUUGCUAAUCCUUUUAUAUAUGGCUAUAGAAGUGCUGUAUUUCGUAGAUACUGCCUCAAACUUCUGGCAAGCUGCUUUUGUUGCCACAGGAGAUACAAAUGAAAUAUCUAAACAUCAGAGGAAAAUGUUUCACUUUGAUUUUCAGUAAACAUUUAACCAUCUUAGGGCUAAGCAUGCACCCAUUCUGACAUUCUGAUUUAGUACAAUAGUAUGAACUUUGAUGAGGCAUAUUUGAAAAAUCUGUUUUGAAUGAUUAACACUUAGAAAGAAAAAAACCCUUGGAGAAAAAGGAAAAUCCAUUACAAAACCGAAACAUUUGUCCUAGAAUUGAAGUAGGAAUUUGAAUACAGAAAAACCAUUACUAACUGUAAAAUAUUCUUAAAUAUUUUUAAAAGAAUGCUUGACAGCCUAAGGUUUCAGAUGAUUACAAUGAGAUUUCAGAAACUGACAGGUCAAGAAGGUGCUGUGUUGAAAAUUAAUCUUUCUUAAGGCAAGUAAGAUAAUCAGGCAUUUGAAGGUUGGCAAAACAGUCUUGACCCUAUUUUAAAAAAAGUUAUCUCCCUUGCACUGCUUUUUUUAGGUAAAAAUGUGGGUGAGGUCUAGCCCCACAUUGCAGGUUGAUGCAUGUCUACAAUGACCUUGCCAUGAAAAAUUUGUUUGAAAUGCCCUACCCAUUACAAGUCUGCUAAGACAAUAUGCUCAGCUUUUAAAGUCUCAUUGAUACUCUAAUGAAGUAAAUCUACAUGCAAAACAC